Colletotrichum karsti is the source of this 1614-nucleotide messenger RNA. RefSeq names its product ZIP Zinc transporter. Bases 1 to 1614 code for a protein of 537 amino acids. Lineage: Eukaryota; Fungi; Ascomycota; Sordariomycetes; Glomerellales; Glomerellaceae. Gene Ontology annotation, molecular function: zinc ion transmembrane transporter activity. Gene Ontology annotation, biological process: zinc ion transmembrane transport. The record is from RefSeq and is a predicted model, not a curated record. Gene Ontology annotation, cellular component: plasma membrane. The transcript has 3 exons.
AUGAACUGUCCCUCGCGUACCGACGACAUCACGCUGGAGCAUCCCGAUUGGAACCAGAACCCGCCGUUCCUCGCCCCCGAUUUGACCACCUGCGCGGACCUGAACGGCAUCGCCAACGCCCGCGAGCACCGCAGAGGCACCGACGGCGCCGGCGAUGGGUCUGACGGACGGGGUGAUGAAAUGAAUUACCAGACCCUACCACGUCUGCAGCCCGAUCGACGAGCCGCCGUUUCGGGAGGGUGGAAGUACGGCUUCCAUCCCCGAAACAUUCACGUGCAUGGUGGUGAUGACCAUACACGUCUUCUCAAGGGUUCCGACCCAUCUCGCUCCAGCACCUGGGGCUGGCUGAGCUGGAUCCUUUCCGUCGUGGGCUGCUCAGCCAUCAUUUCGGCUCUCAAGAGUCCCGAGGCCGUCGCCUCGUUCAUGUUCGCAUCCAAACACACCGCCCAAUCUGCCUUCAAGCGCUCCGUUCGCGCCACCAAACGCUCGACCUGCCCGACUGGCGGUCUCGGCGACGAGGACAGUUACAACACCCCUCUUCACGUCGGCGCUCUCUUCAUCAUCCUCGGCGUAUCCUUCCUCGCCUGCGCCUUUCCCCUCAUCGCGUCCCGCAUCCCCGGUGUUCGCAUCCCGCGGCCCUUCUUCUUCGCCGUGCGCCACUUCGGUACCGGCGUCCUUCUCGCGACCGCCUUCGUUCAUCUCCUACCCACCGCCUUCACUCUCCUCGGCAACCCAUGCCUGAGUUCGUUCUGGGUCGAGGACUACCCUGCCAUGCCGGGCGCCAUCGCCCUGGCCGGCAUUUUUCUCGUCACCCUAAUCGAGAUGGCUUUCUCGCCCGCCCGUCAAAUGUCUUGCACCCCCGCCGACACCGUCCUGUCGCCGCACCGCCCCGAGUCCGCCGACGAAGAUGCCCAGCGAGACCCGGGCUCCUACCCGCUCGAGAUGGCCCCGAGCCGCGGCGCCCGACGUAACAGCAUCGGACGCACGCUCUCGCGGAUCGGUCGCGACGAGGCGGCGGGUCAGGAGCAUGCUGGUGAAAAGCUUGCCAAGCGAGUCGACGAGGAAUCGCGCGCCGUGAAUGUCGGCAUGGUCAACGGCAUCGCCCUCUCUCCCGCGCAGCAGCACCAGAAGGACAUCCUCCAAUGCAUGAUGCUAGAGGUCGGCAUCCUCUUCCACUCCGUCUUCAUCGGCAUGACCCUCAGCGUCUCCGUCGGCCACGAAUUCGUCAUCCUCCUCAUCGCCAUCGCCUUCCACCAGACCUUCGAAGGCCUCGCCCUCGGCUCCCGCAUCGCCUCCAUCGACUGGCCCGCCGGCAGCCUGCAGCCCUGGAUGAUGGCCCUCGCCUACGGCUGCACCACGCCCAUCGGCCAGGCCAUCGGCCUCGCCACCCACCGGCUCUACAGCCCGGACUCCGAGUUCGGCCUCAUCCUGGUCGGAACCAUGAACGCCAUCUCUUCGGGUCUUCUCGUUUUUGCGGCGCUCAUCGAGCUGCUCGCCGAGGACUUCUUGUCCGACGAGAGCUGGCGCAUCUUGCGGGGCCGGAAGCGCGUGUACGCGUGCCUUCUCGUCUUCUUCGGCGCGUUCGGCAUGAGUCUUGUCGGGGCGUGGGCUUAA